Anolis carolinensis (green anole) is the source of this 1098-nucleotide messenger RNA. It is a transcript of the gene cetn3, whose product is annotated as centrin 3. Bases 16 to 729 code for a protein of 237 amino acids. Gene Ontology annotation, biological process: spindle pole body duplication. Gene Ontology annotation, cellular component: microtubule organizing center. Lineage: Eukaryota; Metazoa; Chordata; Lepidosauria; Squamata; Anolidae. The record is from RefSeq and is a predicted model, not a curated record. Gene Ontology annotation, molecular function: microtubule binding; calcium ion binding. The transcript is spliced from 5 exons.
UGCGCCUAUCGAUGCAUGAAGAGGCGGGAGGGACGCCCCUCAGCGCCCAAUCGCGACCAAGCUCUGAAGAGGGACGCCGCAUUGUUGACCGAGAAGUCGCUUAGCUUGGUGUCCGGUUUUGAAAGGGAAGGCGUGUUACUCGGUAGUGGUCCAAAGUCGCCACCGCUUCUCCGACUCGGCAGCCCGCCCGGUGACCGGUUCAAGGCGUGGGGCGAGGCGAGGAGAAUGAAUUUGGUGUCGAGAGCGGAGUUUUCUGUUGAAAAAAAUAAGAGAAAGAAAAGAAGGGACUUGACUGAAGAACAGAAGCAAGAGAUCAAAGAUGCUUUUGAGCUAUUUGACACAGAUAAAGACAAAGCUAUAGAUUAUCAUGAACUAAAGGUGGCAAUGAGAGCUUUAGGUUUUGAUGUUAAAAAAGCAGAUGUACUAAAGAUACUUAAAGAUUAUGAUCGGGAAGGAAGUGGAAAAAUCACUUUUGAAGAUUUUAAUGAAGUUGUGACAGACUGGAUACUUGACAGAGAUCCACAUGAAGAGAUCCUUAAGGCAUUUAAAUUGUUUGAUGAUGAUGAUUCAGGAAAAAUAAGCUUAAGAAACCUGCGCCGUGUGGCCAGGGAACUUGGAGAAAACAUGACUGAUGAAGAACUUCGGGCAAUGAUUGAAGAAUUUGAUAAAGAUGGGGAUGGAGAGAUUAAUCAGGAAGAGUUUAUUGCUAUCAUGACUGGAGAUGUUUAACAUUACAUGAAAAGAAAUCAACUUGGCACAAAAAGGAAGGAGCAUUGGCUUUCAGCACUGAAACUGCCACCUUUCUGUUUCAGUUAAUUUUUGUAGCAGGAGCCAUGCAAAUUAUUUCCGCAAAGGACCAAAAUAAACACAAUAUAUAUGUACUAAGAGGUUGAUAUUUUAUAUCAUUAAAUUUUAGAAGAAGCAGUGUUAUGUUUUGAGUACUCAUUUGUAAAAUAGCUUUGUAUAAGAAUUUUAAAUUAAAUCAUAGUAUAAAACCUUUUGAAGUUAACCUUAUUUUAGCAUUAGCUGUGGCCUUAGUUUUAUAUAAGAGUUUAACAGACAUCCAUUUUAAUAAAGUCUUCUUUUUAUAUUCUACAA